Molecule: messenger RNA, 2134 nt
Organism: Pristis pectinata (smalltooth sawfish)
Lineage: Eukaryota; Metazoa; Chordata; Chondrichthyes; Rhinopristiformes; Pristidae
Gene: farsb
Product: phenylalanyl-tRNA synthetase subunit beta
Exons: 17
Coding region: 78-1847 (589 amino acids)
Biological process (GO): phenylalanyl-tRNA aminoacylation
Cellular component (GO): cytoplasm; phenylalanine-tRNA ligase complex
Molecular function (GO): magnesium ion binding; RNA binding; ATP binding
Source: RefSeq, a predicted model, not a curated record
GAAGACCGCUGUUGUGGGAGGUGAAUUUCCACCUUGUGCGCAUGCUCCGCCGUUGUUAAUUUCUUCCAGUUUUGACCAUGCCGACCAUCAGCGUGAAGCGGGAUUUGUUAUUUCGGGCUCUGGGGCAGACGUACACUGAUGAAGAAUUUGAUGAACUAUGUUUUGAAUUUGGUCUGGAAUUGGAUGAAGUGACAUCUGAAAAGGAUAUUAUAAGCAGAGAGCAAGGAGAUGGAAAAGCAGAUGGUGCAUCAGAGGUGGUACUAUAUAAAAUUGACGUACCUGCGAAUCGCUAUGACCUCUUAUGCUUGGAAGGAUUGACCCGUGGUUUGCAGGUCUUCAAGAACAAAAUUGAAGCUCCUAGAUACACAAGAGUGGGACCACUAAAUGGAGACAUGCAGAAAUUAGUGAUCACCAAGGAAACAGCGCAGGUUCGUCCACAUGCUGUAGCAGCUGUUCUUCGCAAUAUAAUUUUUACUAAGGAUCGCUAUGAUAGUUUCAUGGAGCUGCAGGAAAAACUACAUCAGAACAUCUGCAGGAAGCGAGCUCUUGUUGCUAUUGGAACGCAUGAUCUGGAUACAGUAUCAGGACCCUUCAGUUAUACAGCACAACCACCCUCUGAAAUUAAGUUCAAACCAUUAAACCAGUCAAAGGAAUACACUGCACCUGAACUUAUGGAUCUUUAUAGAACAGAUAGUCACCUUCGCCAUUAUUUACACAUUAUUGAAGACAAACCAGUUUACCCUAUUAUCUACGACAGCAAUGGCAUUGUUCUUUCUAUGCCUCCUAUCAUAAAUGGAGAUCACAGUAAAAUAACUCUCAACACACGGAAUGUUUUUAUUGAAUGCACAGCAACCGAUCGCACUAAAGCAAAAAUAGUGCUUGAUACACUUGUCACAAUGUUUAGUGAAUACUGCGAGAAACCAUUUACAGUUGAGGCAGCUCAAGUGAUUUAUCCUAAUGAAGAAAUGUACAUUUAUCCAGAGAUGGGGUACAGAAAAGAAAUUCUGAGUACAGAAUUUAUUAAUAAAAGAGUUGGAAUCAAUGAAACACCAGAUUCUCUUGCCAAAUUGCUGACUCGCAUGUAUUUAACGUCCAAGGUGAUAGGGAAUGGAACACAAUUAGAAAUUGAAAUCCCCCCUACGAGAGCAGACAUCAUCCAUCUAUGUGACAUUGUAGAAGAUGCAGCAAUAGCCUAUGGUUACAACAAUAUCAAGAUGACAGUUCCCAAAACCUAUACUGUGGCUAAUCAGUUUCCAUUGAACAGAUUAUCUGAGUUGCUGAGGCAGGACAUGGCAGCUGGGGGCUUCACAGAGGCUUUGACCUUUGCUCUGUGUUCUCAGGAUGAUGUUGCUGACAAGCUGGGCAAGGAUCUGGCAAAGAUAAGAGCAGCACACAUAGCCAAUCCCAAAACAGCUGAAUUUCAGGCAGUUCGCACAACUCUCCUCUCUGGUCUGCUGAAGACAAUUGCAGCCAAUAGAAAAAUGCCACUGCCUCUGAAGCUGUUUGAAAUUUCAGAUGUUGUUCUGAAGGAUCCAUCUAAAGAUGUUGGUGCGAAGAAUGAAAGACGCCUUUGUGCUUUGUAUUACAACAAGAAUCCUGGCUUUGAGGUGAUUCAUGGUUUGCUGGACCGCAUAAUGCAACUUCUCGACCUGAAGCCUGGAAAGGAGAAUGGAUACUACAUACAGGCUGCAGACGAUUCCACUUUCUUCCCGGGUCGAUGUGCAGAGAUCUUUGCUAAAGGUCAGAGCAUAGGCAAGCUGGGAGUUCUUCACCCUGAUGUUAUCACCAAAUUUGAACUGACCAUGCCCUGCUCUGCACUCGAGAUUGAUAUUGAGCCCUUUCUUUGAAGGAUGAGACUGCUUCUUAGUUCUUAUUACACUUUUGUGUCAUUCUGCCAUUCUUUACAAAGAGCAGCAAGUGACGCUAUUCAACUGUAAAAAUAAAUAUUUAAUAAGGCAAAGGAUCCUGUGUCUGCUUUGUGGUUAAAUAUGUUUUCCAUUCUGUAAUUUUAUCUGUUUGCCUGAAACAUGAUAGUUUAUUCUUUAGCAUAAAUUACCAAAACUAUAAAUGUAUGAAACAACAAUCCAAUGCAACAUAAGUGUAACAUGAGAAGUAAUAAAAUAAUUAAAAUUGC